Molecule: messenger RNA, 2626 nt
Organism: Trichechus manatus latirostris (Florida manatee)
Lineage: Eukaryota; Metazoa; Chordata; Mammalia; Sirenia; Trichechidae
Product: bromodomain-containing protein 7-like
Exons: 17
Coding region: 49-2004 (651 amino acids)
Biological process (GO): regulation of transcription by RNA polymerase II
Cellular component (GO): nucleus
Source: RefSeq, a predicted model, not a curated record
CACGGCCGGGCCCUGGCGCGGGGGGCGGGCACGGGGGCCCGGUCCGACAUGGGCAAGAAGCACAAGAAGCACAAGUCGGACGAACACCUCUCCGAAGAGUACGUAGAGAAGCCCUUGAAGCUGGUCCUCAAAGUGGCAGGGAACGAGGUCGCCGAGCUCUCCACGGGCAGCUCGGGGCACGACUCAAGCCUCUUGGAAGACAAAAACGAUCAUGACAAACACAAGGACAGAAAGCGGAGAAAGAGAAAGAAAGGAGAGAAACAGGUUCCCGGGGAAGAAAAGGGCAGAAAACGGAGACGAGUGAAGGAGGAUAAAAGGAACCGAGAUCGAGACCAUGUGGAGAAUGAGGCAGAGAAUGACCUCCAGUGUCAGGCUCCUGUAAGACUAGACUUGCCUCCUGAGAAGCCUCUCGCAAGUUCUUUAGCCAAACAAGAAGAAGUAGAACAGACACCCCUUCAAGAAGCCCUGAAUCAACUGAUGAGACAAUUGCAGAGAAAAGACCCAAGUGCUUUCUUUUCAUUUCCUGUGACGGACCUUAUUGCUCCCGGCUACUCCAUGAUCAUUAAGCACCCAAUGGAUUUUAGUACCAUGAAAGAAAAGAUCAGAAACAAUGCCUACCAGUCCAUAGAAGAACUCAAGGAUAAUUUCAAACUAAUGUGUACUAAUGCCAUGAUUUACAAUAAGCCAGAGACUAUUUAUUAUAAAGCUGCAAAGAAGCUAUUACACUCAGGGAUGAAAAUUCUUAGCCAGGAAAGAAUUCAGAGCCUGAAGCAGAGCAUAGAAUUCAUGGCAGGUUUGCAGAAAACUCGAAAGCAGAAAGAUCAGACAGAUACCUCACCGAGGCGGGAGGACAGUGGCUGCUGGCCAAGGGAGAGAGAACACUUCGGAGAUGCUGAAGCGCAGGCCUUCGAAGGCCCCAACAAGAAAAACAAAAAGAAAGACAAAGAUACUAGUGAAGAUAAAUUUAAAAGCAGUAACUUAGAAAGAGAGCAGGAGCAGUUUGACCGCAUCGUUAAGGAAUCUGGAGGAAAACUGACCAGGCGGCUUGUUACUAGUCAGUGUGAAUUUGAAAGAAGAAAGCCAGAUGGGACAACAACACUGGGGCUUCUCCAUCCUGUGGAUCCUGUUGUAGGAGAACCAGGCUGCUGCCCUGUAAAACUGGGAAUGACCACUGGAAGACUUCAGUCUGGAGUGAAUACUUUGCAAGGGUUCAAAGAGGAUAAAAGGAACAGAGUAACUCCAGUGUUAUACUUGAAUUAUGGACCCUAUAGUUCUUACGCACCACAUUAUGACUCCACAUUUGCAAAUAUCAGCAAGGACGAUUCUGAUUUAAUCUACUCAACCUAUGGGGAAGACUCAGAUCUUCCAAGCGAUUUCAGCAUCCAUGAGUUUUGGGCCACAUGUCAAGAUUAUCCGUAUGUUAUGGCAGAUAGUUUAUUGGACGCUUUAACGAAAGGAGGGCAUUCUAGAACCCUACAAGAGUUGGAGACGUCAUCAGCUGAAGGUGAAGGCCAUACCAGGACAUUUGACACAACAAAAGACAUGGAGGUUACAGAAAUAGAGCCGGCAGGGCGUUUGGACUGCAAUAACCAGGACAGACUCACGGCACUGAGAGCGGUCACGAACUUUGGUGUGCCCCUUGAUGUUUUUGACUCCGAAGAAGCUGAAGUGUUCCAGAGGAAACUCGAGGAGACCACAAAAUUGCUUCGGGAGCUCCAGGAAGCCCAGAACGAGCGUCUGAGCGCGAAACCCCCUCCCAACAGGAUCUGUCUCUUGGGUCCCUCCUACAGAGAAAUGCGUCUCGCCGAACAGGUGACCAAUAAUCUUAAAGGACUUGCACAGCAAGUUACUCCCGGUGAUAUUGUCAGCAUGUGCGGAGUUCGAAAAGCAAUGGGGAUUUCCAUUCCUUCCCCCAGCGUAGAAAACAACUUUGUAGAUUUAACAGAAGAUUUCGAAGACUCUAACAAGACUGAUGUUCCUGACUGUGGGCCUGAUGGAAUUUGAAGCAAACUGGAUUUGAUUUAUAGAUAAUGUACAUUUUUUUUUCAUUCUUAACUUGGAAAUGCUUUUCAGAGGAUAUUGAAUAUUUGUAAAUUGUGUUUUUAAUUAAACUUUGGAACAAUUUUAAUGUUCCAGAGAUUGGACUUCUGUUAAGUAAUAAAGCUGAACCUGGGACGCUGAGUUACAUUGUGCAUUUCAGCUAAGUUAGCCCUGUGACCUUUCCUGGGGCUGAAUCUGAGGCUAUAGUGAUAAAAUUGAGAGAAGCUAAAAAAAAACCCACCUUUUUCGUAACCAUUAAUUAAAAGAAAGAAGUCCCCCAAAUGAUUGAAAUCCCACAUUUGCUACACUGCUUAGAGAAUUAUAACCUAAGUGAAUAGAUCUCGUGUUGAUGAUUCAUUCCAGUAACAGCCCUUGUGAGGAGGGGUUCUGGCUUUGUGCUGUUGCUGUACAUACCCAGCAGAAAGUGGGAGGAGACUUGGCCUGGGCCAAGUGCUUUCAGAGUAGUGCUUAUCCUUAGGUUUCACUGGAUCGUAACUAAAAAACUUUUUUUUUAAUGUCCUUAUCCAGUGAGAUUUUUCCAUUGUCAUACCUUGAAGAACAAAGUAACAUACUUAAAAUAAUUUCA